Messenger RNA from Cicer arietinum (chickpea), 600 nucleotides. Its product is annotated as protein LATERAL BRANCHING OXIDOREDUCTASE 1-like. The record is from RefSeq and is a predicted model, not a curated record. NCBI's taxonomy places the organism in Eukaryota, Viridiplantae, Streptophyta, Magnoliopsida, Fabales, Fabaceae.
AUGUUUCUAAUGCUCAAAAGAGAGACACUCCAAGAAUAUGCUCAAGACAUGAAAGAACUAGCACUGAAGAUAAUGGAACUUAUUGUUCUGAGCUUAGGAUUGUCCCCAAAACGAUUUCAUGAUUUCUUCAAAGAUGAAACUAGCUAUAUAAGACUCAAUCACUGUUCACCUUGUCCCAACCCUGACAUUGUCCUAGGAUGUGGUCGCCACAAGGAUUCUUUGAAUGUCCUUGGUCAAGAUGAAGUUCGUGGGCUUGAAAUGAGGCGAAAAUCUGAUGGUCAAUGGAUUUUGGUUAAGCCUUUACCUGAUGCUUAUAUUAUCAAUGUUGGAGAUGUAAUUCAUGUUUGGAGUAAUGAUGCAUAUGAGAGUGUUGAGCACAGAGUGAUACUGAACACAGAGAAGGCAAGGCUUUCAUAUCCAUUCUUUGUGUUUCCAGCACACUACACCAUGGUGGAACCAUUGAAAGAGCUCACAAAUGAUCAAAAACCUCCCAAAUAUAAACCUUACCAUUGGGGCAAGUAUUUAGCUACAAGAAAGCGUAGCAAUUUCAUGAAACUUGAUGUAGAAAACAUCCAAAUAAAUUAUUUUAAGAUUAAUUAG